AUGUCAGACAGUCAUUCAGUAAUGUUCAAUAUUGUUAAAAGAAAUAGAUUAACAUCUCCCAGCAGUGAUUUUAAAUACUCCGAUUUUAAAGACAUGUGCUGCACUUCAGUAUUUUUGGACAGCGGAUGCAAUGAGCCAGUAAGAGAUCCUGGUGCAGAACAUAAAGAAGCACCGAGCGUAACAAGUUCAUCACUGCUACAAGAGCAUUCGGAACACAUUCAUCCAAAUGCCCUCUCUUCUGUGUCACCAUCUAUUGAAAAAGAAAUGAAUUCUAUCUCCUUAUCAGAAAGAAGAGAAGCAAACAGAAGUGCAGAUUUUUUUGAAACUCCCAAAGUGAGUAGAAAAAGUUCCUCACUACGCAGGAGGCUGCUUUUACCUAAAACUGUUCCAGCUGGCACAACUGUAGGAUGCUAUGAAAAACAAGCUAGUUCUUCAGGAGGCAGCAGAAAAAAGUUAUUCUCUUGUGCUUUGAGCUUUGAAGAAAAGCUUCCACAAACAGCUUCAGGUUUUGCAAAAGAUCAUGAUUACAAACCUCUGACAACUAGCAUUUCAAAACCUGAAGACUCUAAUCCUGAUUGCCCAAAACGGAGACUUUCUUUUUCACAGCAAAGGACUUCUACUUUAGAUGAGUCCAAAGGUAAGGACCCCUUGUUGCUAGAACCAGAACGUUUAUCUCCAAUUCAGAGUAAAGAUGUCCUUGUUAGUGAUGCUAAUGAAUUCAGUGAAAGUGUCCUCAUGAAUGUGAGUGAUGGCUUGCUUAGGACUCCUACUUACAGUAUGUUACCUGAGCCCACUGAGGGUACGUUCCUGCCUUCUGUCAACAGCCUGACAGAGAACUUCAACUUUGAACUAUGUGAUAUAAGCUCCCUCCCUGUUAAGCUGGCAAGUGACCCAGAUCUUUCGACACCUGAGGAUAGUGGCUAUAAUUCGCUUCAUUUGGACAAAUCGGGAAACUCGUUUUCUGAUCAUGACGGAUCUUUCCAAGAGCUCUUCCUAAGACGUAAAGAAGGUUCAAGAAUUCUGGAUAGUAAAAGAAAGACAAGAAAACUUGAACGAGUUAGAAGGUUAUCCACUCUUCGGGAACAGGGCUCACCGUCAGAGACGGAGGAUCGUCAUGGCAGUACUGCUUUAGCACAUAUGGUGACAGAAGAAGAAAGAAACUUUGUCAGUGAAGAUCGUGCACUAGUUUUAAAAGAACAGUCUAGUGGAGGCAUAGCUGUAAGUCACAGAGCUCUCUCAAGAACUCCAGCUCUGAAAGUAGUUCAGGAAAUUUGCUUGCAAAGACAAAAAUCAGACCCAAAUAAAAAAUUGGAGAAUAUUGAAGGAACAGAAAUACUUGCGUUAGAACAUAUUCUUGCUGGACUUAUUGGCAAGAAAAUGGGCCUUGAAAAAUUAGAUAUUUUAACAGAAUUAAAACACAGAAAUUUAAAACAUGUUCUUUCUAUAGUUUUAGAUGCUUUGACAGUUGAAAGUCUGUGCAGCAUUUGGAAAGUUAGCAAAAACUGGCGCGAAAUCAUUGUACAAGACAAAAGUGCACACGAGAGGAGAAAGUUUUACUUAAAACACUUGAAAGAAGAAGCUGGGGAGUAUUUCCUGAAAGAUGAAGAUGCUGCCACAAGACUCAAUGUUCUCAAUAGAUCUGCUCUAAGGCCUGUUCAAGCUCAGGCGAGAACUCCUGUUUUACAAACACCACCUGUGUCCGCUGAACUUAUGCCCAGGAGAUGCAGUUCUCUUCCCCAUUCAACUAGCAGGCGGGAAGAAUACAUAAAAGUUGCUAAAACUCUGUUCACUGAUGAAGCUCUAAAACCCUGCCCAAGGUGUCAAUAUCCUGCUAAAUAUCAAUUGGUAAAGAAAUGGGGACAAUGUAGCAGAGAGGCAUGUGCAUUUGAAUUUUGUAUUCUAUGUCUGCAUGCUUUUCACGGGUCAAAAGAAUGUAAUAGUUUAUGUGCAAAACGGAAGAACAAAAAAGAUGCUCCUCCAGGAAGUGCUGAAAGCAAAAGGAAUUUGAAAAGACUCUAA
This is a messenger RNA of Apaloderma vittatum (bar-tailed trogon), 2019 nucleotides long. RefSeq names its product F-box protein 43 (gene FBXO43). Bases 1 to 2019 code for a protein of 672 amino acids. NCBI's taxonomy places the organism in Eukaryota, Metazoa, Chordata, Aves, Trogoniformes, Trogonidae. The transcript is spliced from 4 exons. The record is from RefSeq and is a predicted model, not a curated record. Gene Ontology annotation, cellular component: nucleus. Gene Ontology annotation, biological process: negative regulation of meiotic nuclear division; regulation of mitotic nuclear division.